UCCACCAUAUAAGUAUAAAAACAGAGACCUUGAAAAGACACAGCAAACUAGGCAUCCUAUCUCCUCCUUUUCCAAGUUUCCUGUUACUUUAAUUCAAUUCAAUUCAAUCCCUUUUUCCUACUCCCCAUUCAUUUAUUUACUAUUUUAGGUUUGGUCUCUCCGUAUAUAUAUAUGCUCCCCACUUCUUGCCCACCACCCUUGUGAUCAUAGGCCCCAGUGAAAAACAAAAACUAGUUUUUGGGUGCAGGAACAGGUUGAGGAGAAAGACUGAGAGGUUUGGAGAAAAGGGUUUGUUUCAAAACCUGAUCUUUUGGGUUAGUUGGUUUCAAGUUUUGAUCUUUUGGGUUGGUUGGUUUGGUUGAUUGAGAUAUGGCCAUUGAGGCUCAGAUGUAUUCGAAAAAUCUUGGGUUUCCAUUGUUUGGCUCACAGGAUUGGAUGGUGGAAAAUUGUGGGGGUGGUAUUGGUGGGUUCAGUCAGUUUAGUUUCAAUGCUCAACAGAAACACCAACUUCAACAACAAUUUCAGCAGCAACAACUACAACUACAAAACCAGCAGCAGAUAAUGGAUCAAAAUCUCUGCUUUGAAAACAGUAUUCCUGUCCCCACUUUGGAAAACAACAGCAGCAACAUUAUGGCCUCCUCCUUUUCUCAAACAUUUGAAGCUCAGGCUGCCAAGCAGAGGCAAGAGAUUGAUCAGUACAUCAGAUUACAGAGUGAGAGAUUGAGAAUGAUGCUGCAAGAGCAGAGAAAGCAGCAGCUCGCAAUGCUGCUGAAGAAUAUAGACUCCAAGAUACAAGUACUUUUAAAGCAGAAAGACGAAGAAAUCACACAAGCAAACAGAAGACAAAUGGAGCUCGAAGAUUUUCUCAGAAAAUUGGAGGCAGAAAACCUGGCAUGGCAAAGAGUGGCACAAGAAAACGAAGCCAUGGUCAUGACAUUAAACAACACACUAGAACAGUUCAGGGAGAGGGCCAUGUUUUGCAACGUGAAUGGUGGAGAAGAUGCAGAGUCCUGCUGUGACAAUUACAGAGAAGAAGAAGGAGAGAGUGAUGGAGGAGGAGGUAAAAAGAUGAAGGCUUGCAGAAGAUGUAAUUCUGGGAGUUCGUGUGUGCUGUUUCUUCCCUGCAGGCACCUCUGUUCAUGCAAAGAUUGUGAGGCCGUUCUGGAUUACUGCCCGGUUUGUAGAACGCCAAAGAAGGCCAGCAUUGAGGCUUUGCUUUUCUAGGCUGCUUUUCCGGGAAAAUGUAGAUAGAAAAAAAAGAGAGAGAAAGUGACUGAGAAAUGCUUUUAGCAGCAUGAUGUUAUGAUGUUGGUAAUGUGAACAGAACCAAUUUCGAUGCAAAUUGUUUUUUUUUUUUUUUUUUUUUUUGGGGAUUAAUUAAUCAUUUAUUUAUUUUCCUUUUGGGGUCUCUGGAUUUAGAUUUCAGUUUGUACGUUAGAUAACCAAAAAAAGCAAAUUGAACAGAAAAAUACAGGACAUGGCAUCUUUUCCUUUGAUGGAGAGGGUGUUGCUUUUUGCCUC
This is a messenger RNA of Malus domestica (apple), 1521 nucleotides long. Its product is annotated as probable BOI-related E3 ubiquitin-protein ligase 2. The record is from RefSeq and is a predicted model, not a curated record. NCBI's taxonomy places the organism in Eukaryota, Viridiplantae, Streptophyta, Magnoliopsida, Rosales, Rosaceae. Gene Ontology annotation, molecular function: ubiquitin-protein transferase activity.